Molecule: messenger RNA, 1508 nt
Organism: Syzygium oleosum
Lineage: Eukaryota; Viridiplantae; Streptophyta; Magnoliopsida; Myrtales; Myrtaceae
Product: protein TRACHEARY ELEMENT DIFFERENTIATION-RELATED 7A-like
Exons: 1
Coding region: 144-1340 (398 amino acids)
Biological process (GO): plant-type secondary cell wall biogenesis
Source: RefSeq, a predicted model, not a curated record
CUAAUAGUUAAUCUAUAGUUUCAUGUGUAUCUAUGAUUCUAUAUAAUGUCCAUUUCUCUCAUUGAUUGCCCACAUCCUUUCUUAUUGCACUUGUUGAUAGAAGUGAAAGAGCAUAUUCUUUUAUCACUCUGUACCGUCACAAUAUGGGCUAUCCGUACUACUCUCCUCCGCCGCCGCCUCCCGCUUGCGACUUUGCCCCGCCGCCGCCGCCGCCACCAACUCCAGCGUGUGAUUUUGGCAGUCCACCUCCUCCGCCUAAUCCCCAUUAUGUUCACCCGCCGAAACCAUCGCCGCCGUCGUGGUCAUCACCUCCACCACACUACCACCCGGUACCGCCUCCGCCAUCACCGAAUCAUCAUGUCUAUCACAGCCCUCCCCCUCCUCAACACCAUAACCAUCCAACGUCACCCCCACCAACAUCGCCACCCAAAAACCACCAUGAGCCACCACCAUCAAAUCCAGCACCGCCUCCAGCACCUUCCUCUCCAUAUAAGCCACCACCACAUGAAAUUCCGCCGCCGCACUCAAGCAGAGCUCCGACUCCCAUGCCAUCCUAUCCACCUCCGAGCCCCGGCUCAGCACCACCACCUAAUCUCACGUCGCCCCCAACCCCAACUCCUUCCGCCAACAGUCCUGUUCCACCACCAUCUCAUUUGACUCCACCUCGAGUACCAACACCGAACCCUGGCUCACAACCGCCGCUAUCACCACAGGCCACCUCUCCCACUUCUCCAAUCGGCCAACCGCCGACAAAGCCGGCAAGUGCACCAGGCCCCGCUAAGAGUUCAAGUCAACCACCACGAUCAUCACCCCCAAAAGUAUCACCACCCUACAACAAGCCACCCCCAUCUUAUCUCGCGCCUGCUCCAAAUAAUGUGUUCACACCGCCCAUCUACGGUGUGCCACCGCCACAAAGAUCACUAACCCCAUCAUCCUCGGCUCUUCCUCCACCACCUCCUUCCUCUGGAGGGGGGAACCACACCACUGUGAUCGCGGUAUGCGUGUCGCUAGGUGGCGUCUUCAUUCUGGCGUUCCUCGCACUGGGGCUCUUCUGUUUGGCAAAGAAGAAGAAGAAGCCGGUGUUGGUCCCUGGAGCAGCAGCCGCUGCUUGCGUAGAUGUGGAGGAACACGAAGUAGUCCACGAGGUUAUAACAACCGGUCCGUGCGGAGAACAGUCAGCGACAAUCGAUAUAGAGGACGUCGUGGAAAUUCAUGCAGCGGGUGGUGCCGUAACCGGUUCUGGUGUUGGUGUUGUUGCUGCUGGGGCUCAAGCUUCUUGCGAACCUGCGCCGACCGGUGGUUCGUGCCAUGACGGUCCAGUACGUAACAGCAGCUACUGAGUCUGCGAAACUCGGUCUGGCCCUGAACCGUGCACCGCAUCGAGAUUUUCUUGGUGGUCACGAGCUUGUGACACCUUGUUUUUGUGGUCAAGUGAUCGUAUCUGUCGUUGUGUGUGUGUUCAUUCUUUCCGGUUGCGGAUUGGACUGGAUUGAAUUGUAUUUUUGUUU